AUGCGGAAACGUGCUGACGUCGGUGGAUCGAUGGCGUACGAGACGAUGACACCGGCGUCGCACGGUGAGGGCGAGGACGACGCGACGGCGACGAGCGAGUCAAACGCUUUGACCAACGGGAUUUUCAAAAGCGGAGAUACACGUAAACACGCGCGCGCGGAGACGCCACCGACGCUUCGGGAUGCUGCGUGGGACUGGAUAAGCGUACAAGCAUGCAUCGUCGCAGGCAUCAUCGUGAUAACUGGCUACUUUUCCUUCAUAUCCACCGGUACGUGGCGCAAGUGCGUGAAAUCUCUCGACGUAGACCUGCGUGAUGCUUCGGGGCGAGAAGAAGUCAUUCGAACGUUUCUACGCUGCACUUUCGCGCGCGAACGAGGUAAAAACUAUCGACCGUGGCGAAUGGGUGACUUUUCCGUGCUCUUCGUGCGGCUGUCGACGAUCACAUUUUACGGCGAGGUGAUUUUUCACCAGAUGAGCGCGUGGCACGUCUCAAAAUAUCGUAAGUGGCGCACAAAGUUCGCCGUGCAAUCGUUCGCGCAAAUGUACAUCGUUUACUUUGUCAUGAUAUCGAUUUUGGGGUAUCACUCGACAUAUUCUCACAUUGUCGUCCUGAACUCCUUUAGUGCGCUCUUCCUUUGCGGUGCGACGGCGAAGGAGUUUUGGAACACAAAAGGUUUGAGUUGGUUCUGGACGUACUUUUUUGGACCUGGCAUCAUCGGUAGGCCAGUGGUUGAAUUCUUCCUCGUCAUCGUCGCCGAUCCGAACGUUAGCGCGCCUCUCAAGCUCGCCGUGCGGUUCAUUUUUCUGCCCUUACUGUGGGAAACUUUUCGCGGUUUUGAAAGGCACUUCACGAGGUUGAAUCCGUCUCCUGGGCCGUGCCUUAAUCUUCCGUAUUUCAUCUCUAGCACGCUCCAGGAGUCCUUCGUCUCGAGGUAUGUGAUGUUUCUGCUCUCUGCGGGCGGUGCGGUGAAAAGCAUGGCAACCGUGCAGGCGAUACUGGCUUUACACGAACUCAUGAUGAACGUCGUGCAGAAGGAUCGAGACGUGCACUUGGUUAAGUUAUUCCUCGGAAAACAGUCCGCGGAAGCUCUGCUCGUGUCGCGCAAGCAGCACGAUAUCGUUGCCUUAAACUCAAUCGUCUCUUCAUUCGCAGAGAUUUGUGCAAUCAUCGUGAUUUCUCUGUACUUGUAUGUCUUUCGCAUGGCGAGCGAAGGCAACGAGGACGUCGUCGACUUGAAGGCGUACGGUGUGCAGGCGAUAAACUUGAUAGCGAUCGAAAUGGUGCUUUCGUUCUUCAUCAUGUACGUUCAGCAACGGUUCCACGGUAUACGACACGGCGAUGUUUUCCCUAAAGGGUAUUUUUUACGCAAGGGAAGAUGGCUCGCCGUGAGCUAUAAAUUCGUCGUUUUUCUGUGGAUCACCGCCAUGAUGGCGCACAAGGUGACAAUUUAUCUCGUUGGUAAUCAGUUCCACAAGUACCUGUGCCCGCGUAUCAACGAUGAUGGGAGCGUCUUCACCUUUCAAUGUUCGACAGAGGAUUACAAACUCGCGCCAGGAGGGUUUUACUACAACUCGGAGGCGUGGUUGAUUCAACAGUACGACUAUCCCGUCGCCGUUUUGUCGGACAAGGGGUAG
Molecule: messenger RNA, 1635 nt
Organism: Ostreococcus lucimarinus CCE9901
Lineage: Eukaryota; Viridiplantae; Chlorophyta; Mamiellophyceae; Mamiellales; Bathycoccaceae
Exons: 1
Coding region: 1-1635 (544 amino acids)
Source: RefSeq, a predicted model, not a curated record